AUGAAUAAAGAGAACGAAGACCCCCAUCAAGGCAAUAAGACCAUGCCUAUCAUGGGAUCCCAUCGUAACUCCUUGAAGUUGAACCGUCGUGUAAGUUUCGCUCCUGAAGUUACGUUACAUAAGUUUGAUUUCAUCCCCAGAAGAGAGACAAUCGGCUACUUACCUUCUCACCAUUCUAGUGACAGUUUUAGUGAUAACGUUAGUGAUAGCGUUGAAACAGUUAAUGAAACCCAUUCACAACCAUCUGAAACUGCUGAUGUGGACAAAGAUGAAGAGUCUGACAUUGAAAUCACAGAAUCGUUUACCAAAGUCAAAUUACAUUCUCCUAGAAAGUUCCUAUCACCCAGUAAAUACAAGAUAAUCACUUCUGUAGGGGAUGACAGUGAUUUGGAUACGUUACCGAAGAUAUCCAUCGAGAAUAUUGAAGAAGAUAUGGAAUUCACCGAACCAAUUGGAUUCUCAGAGAAAGUGAAAGAUAUGGAGGUGGGUCAAGUACAAAGAGUGGAAGAAGAUAUGGAGUUUACUCAACCUGUGAAUAUCCAGUCCAAUGUUGAGAAGGUGAUUGAGCAAGUUCAAGAAAGUAUUGAUGAUGAGCCUGAAGAAAUGGAGUUUACCCAACCUGUAAGUCUUCAAGCAGUAACUGAGGAAGCUGGUAUCAGAAAUGUAGAAGAAGAGAUGGAAUUCACACAACCUAUUCUGAAAAAUUCGGUCGAACACAUAGAAAGCAUUCCUGAAGAAGAUGAGAUGGAAUUCACACAACCUAUUUCUAAAGACCAAGUAAUGCAAUCAAGUCAACCAGUUUCUCAAAACGAAGAUAUGGAAUUCACACAACCUGUUAAUUCUAUUCAGGUUGCACAACCCUUACAAGAGACUAGUCAAGAAGAGAUGGAAUUCACUCAACCAGUACAAAUCAAAGACUUUGUCACUCCUAGAACCUCCAUGCAUAGUGUUUCAUCAAAAGAAACGACUCCCCAUUUCCCUGACGUUCAAAUUCCAAUACCUCAGGAAUUCUCCAAUAAGAGAUUGAGUGAUUUUGAAGAAGAGAAGGAUUACAAAUUGAGGAAAAUAGAAGAAGAGAAACAAGAAAAAGAGAGGGAACAGAUAGAACAGAAAAGGCAAAGAAUCGAGAGAGAACAAGAAAGGCAUAGAAUUGAAAGACAAGAAAGAGAAGAAAGGCAAAGAAUUGAAAGAGAAGAAAGGCAUAGAAUUGAAAGACAAGAAAGAGAAGAAAGACAAAGAAAAGAAAGACAAGAAAGAGAAGAAAAACAAAGAAAGGAAAGAGAAGAAAAACAAAGACAAGAAAGAGAAAGAGAACAAGAGAAACAAAGAGUCGAACAAGAAAGAAAAGAUAAAGAAAAUCUCAUUAAUCAUGUCAUUACCUCCAAAAUCCCUCUUGCUGAUAUUACCAACGAAUCAGUUGAUGAAAUUGAUGAUCCUAAUUAUACCAAUGUAACUUUAACUCAAUUCUUAAACGACUUAGGUAUUCAAUUCUUAGAUGAUUUGCAAAUGAACUAUUAUGAAAAACCAUCAAAUGUUUCCACUGAAGACAUAACUUUCAAUGAUUAUGUCAAAGGGACUGGAAAAUUAUCUAUCUUCUCAUUAUUGAAGUUUAGUAAUGAAGAGAUGGCUAAAUCCAUUGAACAAGGGAAAACUCUUUUCAAAGAAUUAGAUGAAUCAAUAUUAACCAACAAUCCAAAGUUCUUCAAAGAUUUCUAUUCUUCCAGUGAAGAAGAAAAAUCUUCAAUGACUACAGCAUUCUUAUUAACUAAAGAGUUUAGUCGAUUGAAAGCUAAAAAGAUUUUUUGUAAUUGGAGAAUUCAAUUGAUUGAGAAGUUAAUUAUGGAUUUAAAUACCAAGAUUGAAGAUUUAACCAAUGAUAAAGUGAUUCUUCUAAGUAACUUGACCAUUAUAAAUGAAGAAUAUAAUGAAAAUUUCCAAAAAUAUGAACUUUUGAAUCAAAGAUAUCUCAAGUUGAAAGCCAUUGAAAAGGCUUAUAACAAUUACUCUUUAGAAGAAAGACAAGAGAUCAAAAGUCAAAUUUUAGAGUACAAACAAGAUAUCAUCAAUAAGAAUGAGAACAUUCAACAAUCGACGGAGAAGAUCAAAGAAAUCGAUGAUAAAAUUCUUCAUCAAAAGAGUUCAAUUGACCAUUUAAAGCAAGAAAUCAUCCAAAAACAAAAGUUAAUGGAAGAUAAUAAGAUUUAUGAAAUCAAUGAGAUCAAAUCAUUGAAUUUGAAAUUCAAAUUGUUACAAAAAAUCACCUCAAUUGAAUAUUUAAGUAAAACAGACCAAUUCAUAUCAUUCAACUUCAAUGAUUUCAAGAUCGAAAUCAAUUUCGAAAACAAUAAUGAAAUUAGGUUAUCAUUGUUGAAGAAUAAUUAUUUAAACGAAUGGUUAUCGCACAUUGUUAUCAAACAAUUCAAUAAAAUAACAGGCUUGAACUUCUUUGAUAAGUGUAGGAAAUUGAAGGAAAUCAUUGAUAAUGUCAAAAAGAUUGAUUUGGAUAUUUAUAAGAUUUCUUGUAAAUUCCCAAUCAUCAAUGAAAGUAAUGAAGACAUUUCAUUUACCAUCAAAUACUUUAAAGGAGCAGUUAAAAUUAAUGUUAAAAUUGAUAUUGAGGGUAUAGAUUAUUCCAAUGUUAAAGUAUCUGUGAAAUCAGGUGAGACAAAGGUAGUGGAAGAGCUUAAAGGAUGUUAUAGAGGAAAUGGAUUAUUGGAAAGUGUAUAA
This is a messenger RNA of Yamadazyma jaroonii, 2727 nucleotides long. NCBI's taxonomy places the organism in Eukaryota, Fungi, Ascomycota, Pichiomycetes, Serinales, Debaryomycetaceae. The record is from the annotation of a GenBank genome assembly.